Molecule: messenger RNA, 649 nt
Organism: Symbiodinium necroappetens
Lineage: Eukaryota; Dinophyceae; Suessiales; Symbiodiniaceae
Source: the annotation of a GenBank genome assembly
GCUGAUCUUGAAGCCCGACAACACCGCGAAGGUGGAGAUCGACGGCGAGAAGAUCUACGAGGGCUCCUUGAAGGAGGACUGGGAGCUCUUGGCCCCCAAGGAGAUCAAGGAUCCCGAUGACAAGAAGCCCAGUGACUGGGUUGAUGACAGCAUGAUGGACGACCCGGAGGACAAGAAGCCGGACGGCUGGGUGGAGGAGAAGAAGAUCGUGGAUGCCAAGGCCACUAAGCCUGACGACUGGGAUGACGAGGAGGACGGCGAGUGGGAGGCACCCGUGAUCGACAACCCCGAGUACAAGGGCGAGUGGACCGUGAAGCGAAUCUCCAACCCUGCCUACAAGGGCUUCUGGGAGGCCAAGAAGAUCGCCAACCCGGAGUACGUCGAUGACGACAACCUGUACAAGUACGAUGACUUCGGCUUCAUCGGCUUUGACUUGUGGCAGGUCAAGGGCAACACCAUCUUCGACAACGUCAUCAUCACCGACGAUGUCAAGGAGGCUGAUGCCUUCGUGGAGAAGUGGAAGGCCCUCAGCGAAGUGGAGAAGGCAAAGAAGAAAGAGGAGGAUGACAAGAAGGCUGAGGAGGCCAAGAGUGCUGCAGCCUCCAAGGACGACGAUGAUGACGAUGACGACAAGGAAGAGGAGGACUAA